Messenger RNA from Parnassius apollo (apollo), 597 nucleotides. Lineage: Eukaryota; Metazoa; Arthropoda; Insecta; Lepidoptera; Papilionidae. The record is from the annotation of a GenBank genome assembly.
AUGGAACACAGAAGAUUGCGCAAAGGGCCGCUGCCUGGAGGUCACCAGGGCGCGUCUGGAGCUGGCGCUGGACGCGACAGCAUGCAAACCGCCAGCCGAGCGCGAGGUGCUGCACGACCACCCAGCAGUCCCUCGCAUCCAUCAUCGCCACCAGCUUGCUUGGUGUCGGCAGGGUCUUCGCAGGCGCAGCAAUCGGCACUCGCCACUGGUGGAGUGCGCCGCAUGCGAUGGACUAUCAAUAUGAAUACAAACGCAUUACGGGCGUAUUUUAGGGCGAAAAGGGGAGAAGUUGGGGGUUUUGUGUAUCGGGCUAGGAUGCAUCGUCUUUUUACUGAGCUGGAGCCAUCUAUAACCGUCACCGAGCAAAACCUGGCAGACCGAGUUCGGUAUAUCUUACGCUCAAAUAUAUUUCAUGGCGCCGAACUCGAACGGCUACGACGUGAGGCUGUUCCCUCAUCAAAUGAAAAUUCUACGACUGAGGAUGCGGUACCACAAGUUGCAGAACAACGCGCACACGUGGAUGCCGCCGUGAAUAUCCCAGUGGUUGCUGAUUCAAAUGAUGAUGGAAUAUUCACCCAGGAACUAGAAAUAGAGUAA